Messenger RNA from Fusarium subglutinans, 888 nucleotides. RefSeq lists its product as uncharacterized. Lineage: Eukaryota; Fungi; Ascomycota; Sordariomycetes; Hypocreales; Nectriaceae. The transcript is spliced from 2 exons. The coding region runs from base 1 to 888 and encodes 295 amino acids. The record is from RefSeq and is a predicted model, not a curated record.
AUGCGUUUCGCUGCUUUUCUGUCUGCAGGCCUUGGCGCCAAUAUCGCAAUCGCAAGUGUAUGCAAGCCUCGAAGUCGGACAUCGAGCGGUGUAUCUACCGAGACUACAUCUGCAUCCACGGCUGAAUCUGUCGCUGUCUCUACUACAAGUACCGACGUCGUGACAACGACUACAGCUUCCGUCGACUUAUCUGUCAGUGUCACAUCUACCGACGACGACAAAACUUCUACCGAGGCGACCGAGUCACAGAGCGCUAGUGUCGAGCUCUCAGCUUCCACUACUACAGAGACGGCUACAACUGAAAUCCCUACUACAAGUGCCGAGGUCACGACAUCUGCUGAAGCAACCACGACGUACGAGGCUACCACCACUGAAGACACAUUUGUGCCGAUUCCUACAUUCAACAUCAAGGCCAUAGGCUCAGAUAUCGACGGCCUAUUGCUGGGAGGCGAUCCAGUUUUAUAUAACAGCAUCGGCUGGUUCAAGCCCUCUCCCCCAAUUCUGACUUUCUCUAUCGACGCCAGCACCAACCACGUACGGGAAAUAAAUACCGGGAAAUACUUAUGUGUUUCUUUCGGUGGCCAUGGUUUUCCAAACAUGAAUGUGCUCUGCAAUCCCGAUAGCCCCGGACUUGGAAGAGAACCCAUCACAUGCGAACAGACUCGCGACCGGAAGCUCAAGUGCUCUGCACCAGCUGGUGAAUGUUACUACGACGAAAUGUCAGAUACUGACUAUUGCUAUGGGGUUCCUGGUACGUGGGACCAGUUUGAUGUGAUCCAUGGUAGGAUUAUCAACACUCCUGCUCUUGUCAUGAUAUCCAGUAGCAAUCCUCCUACGGCCAACGAUUUGGAACACAUCGAGCUUGGGCUCGUUCCUUAUGCGGAUUAG